AUGGCGGAUAUCCCGAUGCAGCUGGAUGGUGGCGAUGACUUUGAGGACGAGGAGAUCACGGGGGGAAUUGGGAGUGUCCACAAUGAUGCUGUUGGACCUGAAGAUCAAAAACCCUCGCCUACUGAGAUCGCAGAGUCCGAGCAAGGAGAUCCUGAUGCCGAUCAUGAGAUGAAGGUGAAGCUCGAGAAGCGGAAGAGAAACGAGAAUGGAGCAGCAGUACCAGUUCCCAGUGACGAUGAGGAUGGAGACGAAAGCCCGUCGAAACGUCCUCUACGUGGCGACGAUCAACCUCUCACUUCUCGAGAACUACGUGAGCUUCUUUUCGGCCAUGUUAGCGAGAUGAAGUCAGCCUGGAAGGAGUUUCAAGGUAGACUUGGCCGUGUUGAGCAAGACCAGAAGCGGACUGACUUUGAAGUGCGCAACCUACAGUCGCGUACACGAGUGCUUGAGAAAGAUAGCCAGGGGUGUCGUCAACUCUGUGACUCCACGUCCAAGAAACUAGACGAGCUUACUGAAGAGGUCAAGAACAUGAAAGUGCAACUUGCUGAACCUGCUCGUGUCCCUAAUCCCCCUCCUGGACCUCAAAGUGAUGCUCAUGGGAGCUCUGACCCUUGGAGUGACUACCUUCGCAAACGCCAGUCCCAGCCACCCGAAUCUGGGGUGAAUUCUAAGGGUGACCUGCCUGACAAGAACGACAUGCUCACCGAUGACGAAAAACGCACUCUUGUGGUUGGCGGCUGGCUUCAGGAUACGAAGAGAUCGGUGAUCGAAGAAGAGAUUGCUGGACUUCUCUCGCAUGAGGACAUGAAACCGCUGCUGGAUGCAGAUCGUCUGGCGAUUUACGGCCCCAGGCGCAGCGUGGGUAUGCUCAAGUUUGUCGUCCGUGAGGGUGAGUCCUACAGCAAUGUUCGCAACAGGAUGUGGGAAGUGAUCAAAGCCCUGGGACGUAUCAAGUAUCCACUGCCGAGCACCAAGAAUGGCGAUGAGACCAGAACAGUCUGGGCGAGCUUUGUGAAAACCAAAAGUGCGAGACAGAGAAGCACACAUGUCAGCAUGAUACGGAGGGUGACAAUCGCACUUGCAGUCGAUGCCAAUGCUAACAGUGGGGUGAAUGGAGGAAAUGCCAACACCAGUCCGCUCGACUACGAUUGUGAUUGGAACAUGGGAACAGUAUGGGCCGGCUCGCUCAAGCUAGGAAGUGCAACCCACCGCAUGCCCAGGGACGAAGACUGCGUCACGAUGACUGGAGGCUGGGUGAGCCUUUCAAGCGUGGCACGAACAGCAGGAUGCUCCACGGACGAUGCCAAGAUGGCGUUCGAACCACAUCCUAAGGAUCAGCGUGCAAGUCUCCCGUCCCGUGUCCGUCUGUAUGCAAAACGCAGAUGGGGCCGUGCGGCGCAGUGGAACUUAGGAGGACAAGAUGUCACUCUUCUUGAUCUUGCAGCAAAGGAUGCAAACCUUCUUUUUGUCCAAGAGAUUUCUCGUGAUGUUGCUGGCUGGGACGACUUCGACACGGAUGAGUUCCAUUGGGUUGUCCAUCGUGAUCCUCGGCAGUGGAGAGGGGUGGCAAUUGGAUUCUCACUUGACAUCUUUGACUCGGUGCUCUUCAAGAUUGCUUGCUCGCGUGGGAUCUGGCUGGUUGCGAGGGUGAAAGGACUUGGCAGAGUUGUCCUGGGCUCACUUCAUGCACAUACGGGCACCACCAAUGCUGUCUACCAGGCUGCUAUACACGAAUUUCUCGACGCCUGUCCUCGUAGAUUCCGCCAUCUCCCGCUCUUGUGUGGGGUCGACGCCAACGAGGUUCCGACAUGGAUUGACACAGCUGAUGGACACCUUGAUAUCGGUACGAGCAGUACGAACCUCAAUGAGAUGAUACAUGGCGCCAACCAGUUGGGGUGUAAACCUAUUCCUCCUUGUCUGGCGCACCGGAACUCGCCGACACAUUUUCCUCGAGAUCCCCUUCGCAGUGGUAGGCAGAUUGACAUGAUCCUCAACCGGCAGAUCAAUGUGGACUCCCUCGUUAUCGAUGCUGAACGUAGACAUGUCGUCGGAUCUGACCAUGCCUUUGUGUAUUCCGAGAUUUACUCGCAGAAAAGCUCGAAGGCUACCUGGGGCAAUGACUCACGUGCCAGAUGGGUACACACUUCUCUGCCCACGUGCGAGAUUGUCGAUGCGGAGGACCUCGAGCUGUUGGCGGAGAAGUACACUCGUCCCGUGCAGUCCAAGGCGUACAGAGAUGACGAUGAAGUCAAGAAUGCGAUCCUCCAUGCGAGAGAAGUGGGCACCUCAGCUGAGUGGAAGAAAGUGCACAAGCUUCGUCGUUCUGCUCGCAAGCGUUGGAAGAUCAAUCGAUUCUCGGAGAUCCUCAAGGGUGAUUGGACACAAUACCGUCAACUCCAAAACGAGAAGAAAAGAUGUCGUGGGUGGUGGGGUGAGUUGCUUGCGGAUCGCUCUUCUGAACAACUGACCCAUGACAUCAAAUGUCAUCUUGAGGAGAAAAUGUGUGAUGCCGAUAGGGUGAAUUGGAACGAUGAACUACACGAACAAGUUUCUUGCAUCGAGCAGAAGGGUGACUUUCGUGCCUUCACCCUUGUUGAUAUGAGGACGGAGCUGCAAUCCAUGAAAUGCCGAAGUGCCGUUGGACCCGAUAAGAUCGGAGUUCACCUCCUGAGGGAAAUUGCCAACCAUGAGACACUGUGCUACGGGCUCCUCGAUCUCAUCAAUCAUAUAGUACGCACACAAGAACUUCCUGAGAAAUGGGAGGUGAGCUUUCUUGCGCUCUUGGCAAAAUGCAAGAGUCCAGCAGGCCCGAAGGACUUGAGACCAAUUUGCAUCUCGUCUGCCUUUCAGAAGCUCAUCAGUAAAAUGGUCUGCGCCCGGGCUAUGCCAGUAAUGAGACGUGGAUCCAGGGUCUCGUGCUGCGGUCGUGGAAGACAAGCGGCAGACCUGAUUGGGUGUAUUUCUAGAAUGCGCGACUCUACCAAAGAAUGGAAAUUGCCCAUGCUCCUAUGUAAGCUGGAUGUAGCAGGCGCAUUUGAUCGAGUUGAUAGGUCGCGAGUUGCACAACUGCUAGUUCAACGACUCGCAGGACAGAGUUUGGAUGCAGAACUUCGUUAUCUCCUUCUUCAACUUCGUGAACAUCAUCUGGUUGGCGCAGCUCCGGGUGGACAUCCUCUUAGCCUCUCGCCCAAUGUCGGGAUUAAGCAGGGUGCGGUUGAGAGCGCAGAAAUCUUCGGCUUGGUCGUUGAUGCGCUUCUCAUGGAACUGGUGGAAUGUAAACAGUGGGGUGACUUUGGCCUUCCCUUUGAGAAUCUGCAGAUUGACCUUCUCUUCUACCAGGACGAUAUCUUCAUCCUCGAGACCGAAAUGGCAAGACUGGCGCGCCGCAUACGUGUUGUCGAUCGAUGCCUCCAACGUGCUGGGCUUAAACUUGCAGCUGAGAAGACCAAGAUUGUUGCCAACCAGCAUUAUCGCGGAUGCCGCAAAGUUCGUGUUGGGGAUGCGUGCUUCGAGAUUGCUCCACUGGGUGAAGGGUUGAAAGUGCUUGGUCUAACCUUCAGUCUCAGCUCCAACCAGUCUGAACAGGCACAGGAACUCAUCAGCAGAACCAGAGCUGCGGCUGCUGCACAUCGUGAAAUCCUCAAUGCUCCUGGCUCGUGGCAUCACAAAAUGAGCAUACUCCGUAGCCUCGUUGAAUCACAGUUUGCCUGGACCGCGGGAGCUCUGCACUGGAGCAAAGAUGAUCUGAAUGCCCUCAAUCUAGUACAAUUGCACACCUGCAGGAGUGCUUUCAAGAUUCGUCGCCUUCGAGAUGAAUCGUGGGUGUCAUGGCAUAGCCGUAGCCUGCGCUUCGUGAGGGUGUGGCUGGUGAAUCAGCACUUUCCCCGGUGGUCCGAGCGAGUUCUUGUCCUCCAGCACACGCUGCACGGCCACUGGGCAAGACAUGUCGAGAUCAUCAAUGGUGUUGCCCAUGCGGGUGCUCCACUCCGAGCCCUCAACUGGCGCAACAUGUACUGGUGGCGGGCCCAGCAAGCCCUCAGUGACAGAGUAGGAGUCCGUCAUGAGGGUCGUUUUUACGCCUCCAACACGGAACGGCAACUAGCUCAAUGCCACGGCACUCUGUGGCACGUCACUGCGCAAGACCGAGACCGAUGGACAAGAGAAAGACCAGCAUAUGUUCAAGAAUGGGACGUUCGCUGGUGCAAUGGAAGACAACUCUCGAUUCGCUUCUAG
Molecule: messenger RNA, 4233 nt
Organism: Symbiodinium sp. CCMP2592
Lineage: Eukaryota; Dinophyceae; Suessiales; Symbiodiniaceae
Source: the annotation of a GenBank genome assembly